Messenger RNA from Diversispora eburnea, 1290 nucleotides. Lineage: Eukaryota; Fungi; Glomeromycota; Glomeromycetes; Diversisporales; Diversisporaceae. The record is from the annotation of a GenBank genome assembly.
AUGGCGGUUCCAGAUCUUUCAGUUAAUGGAAACGAUAGUUCACCUCAAACUCGUCAAGUUGCGUCUAAUAAAGUUGCUUCUCGAACAAAACAACGAAAUGGUUCUACACAACAACCUACUCAAGAUGAGGGCUAUUACCUUAAAAUGACCAUUACAGCAUUAGAUAAAAGCCGUCGCGAUCCACUUUUUAAGUUUAAAGUCUUUUCGAAUUUGCCUAGGUUCAGACACUCCUCAUAUCACCAAGUGGAACGUUCAUACGUUGAAUUCGAACGAUUGUAUAAUUCUUUAACUUAUUCUAAUCCAGAAUGCAUAGUUCCCGCUUUACCUUUCGCGACGACCAGUCAUCAAACAAUUGAGGAAGAAGAACGUAGGAUUAAACAUACGAUGCAAUUAUGGUUGAAUCGCAUAUCAAUGAAUCCUGUUUUAUGUCACGAUGAAGAAUUAAGAUCUUUUAUAGAAACGGAUUUUGCUUUUGUUCCAACCACCAGACCACGCAAAAGAACUGGUAAUUUUAGAUUAAAAUUUUCUUCAGAUGCAAAGGAUGAUGAUUUAAAAUUAGUUCAGGCCAAAUCACUUGCAUAUUCGCUUGAAGGUCAUUUUCUAGACAUAGCUAAAAUUACUCAAAAGUUGGGAAAGUCUCGAAAAGCUCUGUCUCAUUACAAUUCAGAAUUUGGAGGCAAAGCCCUUGCCAUGGGUACAGUCGAAAGGCAUCCUCCGUUAUCAAAUGGACUUCGCAAAUUAGGAAAGACACUUCAAAUAAUCAGUGAAUUACAACAAGCACAAGCUACAGUUGAAAUUGCGGUUAUUGGGGAUUUCUUUGGUUAUUAUGCAGUCAAUGCACUUGUAGUCAGGGAGACUUUGAAUAAUCGUCACAGAAUAAUUUCAGAACAUGAUAACGCGGUAAAAACCACAAUAAGUAGACGACGUUAUAUUGAACGUUUAAAGUCUUCGACAAAUAUUAAAUCUGAAAAAGUGGAUGAAGCAUUGGAAGAAUUAGAUGAAGCCAAAAAUUAUGAACAAACACUAGACGCACGUUCAAAGCGAGUAACGAGUAACCUUCAUUCAGAGUUGAAAAUUUAUGAAGAAAAUCGUUUUCAUGAUUUUAUUGGAGCGAUGAGAGAAUACGUUAAAAAACAAAUUACGUAUGAAAAGCAACAAUUAAAAGAAUGGGAAAAUCUUCGACCUGAUAUUAAUGCCAUUACAGAACGAAACGUUAAAGUACGUUUAUUAACCGACGAACAACUUACUCCACGUGCCAUUGCGGAGAAGCUUAGUAUAAUGGCUGGAUAA